Molecule: messenger RNA, 542 nt
Organism: Wasmannia auropunctata (little fire ant)
Lineage: Eukaryota; Metazoa; Arthropoda; Insecta; Hymenoptera; Formicidae
Product: tyrosine kinase receptor Cad96Ca-like
Exons: 2
Coding region: 54-524 (156 amino acids)
Biological process (GO): cell surface receptor protein tyrosine kinase signaling pathway; protein phosphorylation; positive regulation of kinase activity
Cellular component (GO): signaling receptor complex
Molecular function (GO): ATP binding; transmembrane receptor protein tyrosine kinase activity
Source: RefSeq, a predicted model, not a curated record
AAGUAUAUCUAGGUAGCUUAAACAACAAUGAGAAUACAUUAAUAGCUGUUAAAAUGUCACAAUGUUCUGAUGCAUGCAACGAACCUGAAGCUAGGCAUCAAUUAAUGGAAGAAAUCAAAAUAAUGAAAGCAGCUGGUUCUCAUACACAUUUAGUCAGCCUUAUAGGUUGCUGCACUUUACCAAAUAAUCCUAUAUGCAUAAUUUUAGAAUAUAUGGAAGGUGGGGAUUUGCUUGCCUAUCUACAUUGUAGAAGAAAAAUCAAAUCAGAUGAUAUAUCUUUGUGCAGUUUUGAAAAGGCUGUAUCUAGGUACGCAAAUAUUGUUGAAAAAAAUGACAAUUUAUAUGAUGUAAUUGAGAAGCAACAAUUUAUGAAGUUUGCGCUUGAUAUUGCAAGAGGAAUGGAAUAUUUGGAAGCUAAAGGAAUUAUACACAGAGAUUUGGCAGCAAGAAACAUCCUCCUCACUUCAUUGUCAAAUCCAACAUUAAAGAUUUCUGAUUUUGGUUUGUCACGAAAUGAAAUAUAAUAAAUAAUAUAAUGGCAA